Molecule: messenger RNA, 1145 nt
Organism: Solanum dulcamara
Lineage: Eukaryota; Viridiplantae; Streptophyta; Magnoliopsida; Solanales; Solanaceae
Product: pentatricopeptide repeat-containing protein At1g62670, mitochondrial-like
Exons: 1
Coding region: 17-1009 (330 amino acids)
Molecular function (GO): protein binding
Source: RefSeq, a predicted model, not a curated record
UGAGCCUGAGGAAGUAAUGUAUGCAACCGUCAUGAAUGGGCUCAGCAAAAGGGGUCAUACUAAAAAAACUUUUAGUUUGCUCCGGUUAAUGGAACAAGGGAACACUAAGCCCGACAUAUAUAUCUACACCAUUGUUGUUGAUGCCCUUUGCAAAGAUGGAAACUUAGAUGCUGCUAUCACUCUUCUGAAUGAGAUGAAGCAGAGAAGUAUUCCUCCAAACAUAGUCACGUAUAAUACAAUAAUUGAUGGUUUGUGUAGGAUUGGUCAGUGGGGAAAGGUUAAGAUAUUGUUCUCUGAGAUGGUGAACCUUAAUAUUUAUCCAGAUGUGUGCAGCUUCAAUAUACUAACAGAUGGACUAUGCAAAGAAGGGAAAGUUGAAGAUGCGGAGGAAGUAAUGAAACACAUGGUCGAAAAGGGUGUAGAGCCUAAUAUAAUCACCUACAAUGCUAUAAUGGAUGGGUAUUGUUUGCGUGGUCAACUAGAUAGAGCGAGGAGAAUUUUUGAUAUGUUGAUAGAGAAUGGCAUUGAGCUUGACAUUUUUAGCUAUAACAUACUAAUAAAUGGAUACUGUAAGAAAAAGAAAGUGGAUGAGGCCAUGCAAUUGUUUUGUGAAAUUUCUAGAAAGGGAUCAAAACAUGAUACUGUUACCUACAAUACUAUCUUGCAAGGUCUGUUUGAAGUUGGAGGAAUUGGUGUUGCAAAACAAAUUUAUGUUGAGAUGCUAUUUGCGGGGACCAAGCCAAAUAUAUACACUCGUGCCAUUUUGCUCAAUGGUUAUUUUAAGUGCGGACUUAUUGAAGAAGCUAUGUCACUCUUUAAUAAGUUAGAAAGAAGCAGAGAAUAUACUGAUAUUGCAUUUUAUAGUGUUGUCAUUAAUGGAUUGUGCAAAAAUGGUAAACUCGACGCAGGUCAUGCUAUUUUUGAGAAGCUUUCUUUCGUUGGAUUGCUUCCUGAUGUGAGAACAUACAAUGUAAUGAUAAAUGGAUUUUGUCUCGAAAGGGUUGUUUGAUAAAGCUAAAGAUAUUCUAAGAAAAAUGGAAGACAACGGUUGUUCUCCAAACAAUGUCACUUAUAAUAUUAUUUUGCAAGGAUUUCUGAGGUGCAACAAAAUUAUUGAAAUGACAUCUUUUAUGAAGGAAAUGGCU